Truncatella angustata is the source of this 1140-nucleotide messenger RNA. RefSeq lists its product as uncharacterized. The record is from RefSeq and is a predicted model, not a curated record. The transcript is spliced from 6 exons. Lineage: Eukaryota; Fungi; Ascomycota; Sordariomycetes; Amphisphaeriales; Sporocadaceae. Bases 1 to 1140 code for a protein of 379 amino acids.
AUGAGCGCUGAGCCGAGCUAUCCAGGGGUUGCUCCACCUCCAUCUGGUGUCAUCCCAGACCUGGCGCACCCACCGGAUGCCGGGCGGGCGCUGCUCUUGGUUUGGGUCACUGUGUGCGAUGUCCUCGCGACCGUCUUCUUCCUUACCCGCGUAUACGUGAAGAUCUGGGUGACGCGCAAAAUCCUGAUUGAAGAUGGAACGUGUACAAUAGCUUGGGCCUUGAUGCUCCUGUACUCGGCAACCGUCUAUCUGAUGGCGCACCAUGGAGAAGGCCACCAUGCAUGGGACGUAUCGCGAGAGGCGUACUCGCAGAUUUUGAAGUGGCUCUACGCCGGAUCGAUCGUUUACUGCCCGACUGCGUACUUUACCAAAGUCACUCUCCUGUUGCUCAUUGCCCGGGUGUUUGCGGUCAGGGAGUGCGUCGCUAAUAGUAUCCACAUCUUCAUUUUCGCACUCCUGGUCGCCUACCUCCCGAUUCAGAUUGCCAAAACGGUCGUCUGCACACCCGUCAGAGCCUACUGGGACAGCUCUGUGCACGGUACAUGCCUCAACCAGCGCAAGAUCUUCCUCUCAGACAUAUCUCUUGCCAUCUUCACCGACUUUAUCAUCCUGCUCAUACCCGUUCCCUUAACUUGGUCGCUACGCACGCCUAUACGGAAGAAGAUCAAGAUUGUUGCGCUGCUCAGCGCUGGAGGGAUUGCCACUGCUGUGACGGUCUUCCGUCUUUACUUGGCCAUCAAUUUCGUACACUCAACUGACGUUACAUCAGACUUUGUGGCCCAAAACAUAACUGUUAUGAUCGAGGUUACGAUCGGGCUAAUAUGCUCGUGUAUCCCCGCCGCGAGCAUUCUCAUAAGACAUUGCUGGCCAACGCGGCCAUCGGUCCGCCCCAAUUGUCCACGCUCCAGCUGGAGAGGAUGGGGACCCAACGAGACAAGAGCAACCAUUUCUUCUCCUAUGUCUACGAUGAGGAGCCCACCAGUGAAUUUCGAGGUCGAGCCCGCCAUAUUGUCUAGGCAUCCAGGGCAGAUAACCAGAGAUGAGACAAAAGAGACCGACUAUGAUCACUUGUUCAAUGGAUGGGCUAACUCCGUGUCCUCGAGGGAGGGGAGGCGGGACGGAUGGCUUGGCCCGAGAUAG